GACGGCGAACGAGACGUCUCCGAGUGAACGGUGGAACAAAUUUUAUUGUUCUUAUCGCCAGUACAGAGAUAUGAAAUUAAUAUUGUUAUCUAAAAACUGUGCUGUUCAUUUAUACGAGUGUGGAUUGUGUGCUGUUGUGUAUUGAUUACAUCUGGACUUGUUAUUUGUGUGAAGUGUUUGACGGAGGAAUCGGGGAGAUAGCUUGUGUAAUUGUGCUUUAUUAGUUCAAACGUCUCUGUAAUCAGCAGAAAUGCAGGCGAUCAAAUGCGUUGUGGUCGGCGACGGAGCCGUCGGUAAAACAUGCCUGCUCAUCAGUUACACGACAAACGCCUUCCCCGGAGAAUACAUACCAACAGUAUUCGACAACUACUCAGCCAAUGUGAUGGUAGAUGGCAAACCGAUCAACCUGGGACUCUGGGAUACGGCGGGUCAGGAGGACUACGACAGACUCCGACCGCUCUCCUACCCACAGACGGAUGUGUUCCUCAUAUGCUUCUCGCUCGUCAACCCCGCCUCCUUCGAGAACGUGCGCGCUAAGUGGUUCCCAGAAGUGAGGCAUCACUGCCCGUCAACGCCCAUCAUCCUGGUCGGCACCAAGCUCGACCUGCGCGAGGACAAGGACACCAUCGAAAAGCUUAAGGACAAGAAACUCGCGCCCAUCACCUACCCGCAGGGCCUAAGUAUGUCUAAGGAGAUCAACGCCGUGAAGUACCUGGAGUGCAGCGCGCUGACACAGAAAGGGCUCAAGACCGUGUUCGACGAGGCCAUCCGCGCCGUGCUGUGCCCCGUGCCGCCCGUCAAGAAGAGGCGCGCCUGUAGCCUGCUGUAGAGAUUCGCAUAGACAGCGGUGCCAGUGUGCAGUGUGCGACCAGCAUGGCUUCUGCAGCGCGACGGUCGCGUCGCUCGACACAAGUGCUGUAUAUAAAGUGGACUGCAAUACGCAUACAUACAUGUUAGUUUACUGUUAACGCAUACUAAUGUAACGUGGGUCGGUGUGUGUCAUCCCUAUAAUAUAUAACGGUUUUUAUGAAUUCGGAACAACUCACUAUUGGGUGCUUUACUCUUGACGCGUUCUUUGCUUUACAUUAAAAGUUACAUUCCUACAUUUGUUAAUGAAUUGCUUCGGUACAAAUUGUUUCAUGGAUUUAC
Messenger RNA from Cydia amplana, 1149 nucleotides. Its product is annotated as ras-related C3 botulinum toxin substrate 2. Gene Ontology annotation, molecular function: protein kinase binding; GTPase activity; GTP binding. Bases 251 to 829 code for a protein of 192 amino acids. Gene Ontology annotation, biological process: small GTPase-mediated signal transduction; establishment or maintenance of cell polarity; regulation of actin cytoskeleton organization. The transcript has 6 exons. Gene Ontology annotation, cellular component: cell projection; cytoplasmic vesicle; cytoskeleton. The record is from RefSeq and is a predicted model, not a curated record. NCBI's taxonomy places the organism in Eukaryota, Metazoa, Arthropoda, Insecta, Lepidoptera, Tortricidae.